GGAAAUGGUGAGCGUGCGCCGGGGGCUUGUGGCUGGCGGCCGCCCACCACCCCACGCCAGGCCUUCAGUCCUCCGAGGAUGAAGGGAUCUCAGAGCUCCGGACAGGGAAUCGGUGGUGGCUGGGCGUGGCCGGGCCCGGGCCUCAGCCGACUUGAGGGUGGAACCCGGCGGCGGAGGCCUCUAGAGCUUGACCGAGGCGGCGCCGCCGGAUCCCGCUGCCCCUUGACCGGAAGCAGGAGCCCGGCCUCGGCCAGGAAGAGAUGAUGGGCGAGGGGUGGGCAGCGGCCCUGCAGCCUAGCGUUUUGGGGCCUUGGUGCGCGAUGGCGACCUUGCUAACGUUUCCCGGGAGCUCAGUUUGUGGCAGGCUCUGCCAAGCACUUUAUGUAUCUUGUAUUUCCUCUGCCUCGUCCCAGCUCUGUGAGGCAGAGGUAGAGGAGACACUGAAGCGACUGCAGAGCCAGAAGGGAGUGCAGGGAAUCAUCGUCGUGAACACAGAAGGCAUUCCCAUCAAGAGCACCAUGGACAACCCCACCACCACCCAGUAUGCCAGCCUCAUGCACAGCUUCAUCCUGAAGGCACGGAGCACCGUGCGUGACAUCGACCCCCAGAACGAUCUCACCUUCCUUCGAAUUCGCUCCAAGAAAAAUGAAAUUAUGGUUGCACCAGAUAAAGACUAUUUCCUGAUUGUGAUUCAGAAUCCAACCGAAUAAGCCACUCUCUUGGCUCCCUGUGUCAUUCCUUAAUUGAAUGCCCCCCAAGAAUGUUAAUGUCGAUCAUGUCAGUGAGCUGGCACAUGGCAGUCUCUUGGAACCCACUCAGACCAAUCCAGUGACCGUGUGUGGGCUGGCGGCUCUUCCUCCCCCACCAACGGAACCCCCGUGUGCACCAACCUUCCCCAGAGUGCUGGAGGCCCUCUCUCCUCACUGCCAGGUUUUGGAGCAAGAGCUUGCAAGAAGCCCGCACGCAGCUUCCUUCUGACCUUCAGUUCACUUUGUCGCCCUUGGAGAAAGCUGUUUUUCUUUAACUAAAAAUAACCAAAAUGCUUA
Nomascus leucogenys (northern white-cheeked gibbon) is the source of this 1046-nucleotide messenger RNA. It is a transcript of the gene DYNLRB1, whose product is annotated as dynein light chain roadblock-type 1. Gene Ontology annotation, biological process: microtubule-based movement. Gene Ontology annotation, cellular component: cytoplasmic dynein complex; centrosome; cytoplasm. NCBI's taxonomy places the organism in Eukaryota, Metazoa, Chordata, Mammalia, Primates, Hylobatidae. Gene Ontology annotation, molecular function: dynein intermediate chain binding. The record is from RefSeq and is a predicted model, not a curated record.